Messenger RNA from Periconia digitata, 535 nucleotides. Lineage: Eukaryota; Fungi; Ascomycota; Dothideomycetes; Pleosporales; Periconiaceae. The record is from the annotation of a GenBank genome assembly.
UAUGUCCUCCCCCGGAAAGUAUCGAUCUGAUUUUGUGUCACACAAACCCAUGUCGUAUCCGCAGAUGAAAGUGUUGCUUGUCGCAGAAAUGCGUGGGCAUGGAUCCUCCAUAAAGCCCCACAUUGAAUAUUUGAGAUGUCUUUCGCGUUCGCAUUCAUUCACCGAACAGACCACCUUGGGGGCCAGUAUCGGAGUGGGACUCUCUGCAUGUGCGACAAUCCAAAUCAACUUGUUUCGUGUGCCUUGCUCGAUGCGGGACGCAUUUGUUCAACUAUCGCGCACUCGUCAAUCAAGUAUUUCGAGAUUCCAGUCCCGCUCCAAAUUGUUGGAUAUGCACGAACGAAGACAAAGAGACAAUGGGAAGAAUAUCGGGAGCACAGGGAGGCCACAUGGGAGAGAAACGGAGCCAUGGGUCGAAAUCCCAAUGCUAGGGGCCCAACGGUCCUGUCGGCCUGUAAGAUUUUGCAGGCCCUCGGGUUUGACCAAUAUACAAUGCAUGUCUUGCGGUAAAAGGCUCCGAUCUGGACAUUGGUGA